AUGACAGAAAAAGUAAUUGAAGUCAAACAAGUCAGUAAAAGAUACGGUAAUAAAACAGUUUUGAAUAAUGUUUCCUUUUUUGUCCGCAAAGGAACUAUUCAUGGUUUUAUUGGUCCUAACGGAGCCGGUAAAACAACCACUCUCGGCAUCUUAACCCGUUUAGUUUUGCCAACCCAUGGUGAAACUUAUAUUGAUAACAAAUCAGUUAAUCGCGAUCCUAACUUUAAUAGACGGUUGGGUUUUAUUCCUGCUGAGCCGCGGUUUCCGAGUUUGACGGUGGAAAAUUACCUGCUGGAUUGUGGUUAUUUGCGCGAUAUUCCCAAAGCGGAAGUUUUACGAAAGUUGGCUAGUUCGCCCUUAGCCCAAUUUCGUCGGCAAAAUUGUCAUUCCCUUUCAACCGGUUGGAAAAAAAUCCUGCAAGUUUUCACUUUAAGUCUUUAUCGACCAAAAAUUUACUUGUUGGAUGAGCCAUUUAAUGGUUUAGACCCUAGUUUUCGCCAAGAUUUAUUUAACAAUUUAAAGGCUAUUCGCGAUAAAGGCGGCACUAUUUUAAUGUCAACCCAUAUUCUUUCCGAUUUGCAAAAGUUAGCCGAUGAUAUUACUAUGAUUAAACGAGGGGAAAUUGUUUAUACCGGCACGAAAACGGCGGAUAUCGAGCAAACUUAUGAAGAUUACUUUAUUGAAAAAGGCCAAGGGUUAUUUGAAUUAUAA
This is a messenger RNA of Entrophospora sp. SA101, 711 nucleotides long. The record is from the annotation of a GenBank genome assembly. NCBI's taxonomy places the organism in Eukaryota, Fungi, Glomeromycota, Glomeromycetes, Entrophosporales, Entrophosporaceae.